This is a messenger RNA of Brugia pahangi, 2088 nucleotides long. The record is from the annotation of a GenBank genome assembly. Lineage: Eukaryota; Metazoa; Nematoda; Chromadorea; Rhabditida; Onchocercidae.
AUGCAAAUUUCCUCUACUAUAAAAGCCAAUCAUUCACAAAAAUUUCUCACAUUUGCAAGAAUCGGUCGGUUCAUUGCGGGGGUAUCUAUAUCGAUUGAGAUUUUAAUUAUGGAAAAAAAUAGUGCUAAACAUCUACAAACAGUGGACAAAGCAACAUAUGAAUUACAAGAAAAAGUUAUUGCUAUCAUAUGGGAUUGGAUAUCAGUUCAAGUACCACUUGAUAAAAUUAGCUUAUUUAUCAGUAAAAUUCGUUCUACAGUUGUAGAAAAUUUGGAUGAAUAUUAUCCACGUGAAUGUGCUUUUCUGGUUUAUUGUGAUGCUCGUUUUACGCCACCUGUUAUAACUCGUGAAUUGGCAAAAUCAACGAAUGUGGACAUAAAUCACAUCGAAUCAAAUGAAUCGUCCUGGGCUAUUUGUAAAAAAUUACAUCGUUUUCACAGUGAUUACGAUCCUGGUAUAAUUGCGCUUAUCUCUGGUGCAUCAGCAGCUUAUGGUCCAGUGCUUACAAAACUUAGCCGUUGCGGUUGGCAUAUUCAAUUAUUUCAUCCCGAGAAUACAUCUCGAGAAUAUGCGCAUUACGGUGAUCGCAACUGGUCAAUUGAGCGAUUACUUGAUGGAGAAAUUGAAAAUAUUAAUAUUAAUACAAAUUUCCCGCACACGGUACACUUUUUGAUAACUGAAUUAUGCAAUAACGAUGAAUCACUUGGUUUUUUGACUAAUAUUACCGAGCAGUAUCAAACAAGAGUUAUCUAUUUUAAUGAAAAAGCUGCUGAAGCAAUUAUUGAAUUGAAAGCAUUUGAUAUUGAAGGUGCAAUAUCGUUACUUGAAGCACGUAUUCGGGCUUGUUCGCCGAAUAACGGCGUUCUAGUGGCUUCUACCACGGAUGCUUAUCGUUUGGAAAUUUUAACCAGUGCAUAUUUCCUUUCCAAUAUCAAAAUUGCAAAACUAACCAAUGCACCCAAUGAACGGCCCAACAUACAGUAUCCAAACACUCCAACAGAUGUAGGAACACUGGAAGCAACAAUCGAUAUUACUUCUGCUGCUAUUGCACAUGUUGAUACGGCUGCAGCUGCUACUACAAUAUUCAAUAUUGCAUCAUCAGCAACAGCAGCAGCAAAUAUUACAACACAUACUGCAAUACCACAACAUACAACAUCAACUCCUGCUGCUACUACUGCUACUGCUACUGCUACAGCUACUUUCGAUCCAUAUGUAGCGGAACAAAUUGCUGCUACUACUACAACAUCACAACUUUUGCAAGAGCAACAUGAACUGCAACAACAAGUUAUGCAACAGCUCAAAGUUAGUAAUUGCAAUAUGGAUGAUACGACAAUUGAUUAUGAACAGAAUAAGAAUAAAGAACUAGAGGAUGAUUCAAAAAGUCAUAAAGAGGUUAAAGUUGAAGUAUUUACUGAAGAUGAAGAUGACUAUGGUGUUGAAGAGGAUGCUGUUUGUGCAGUCAAUCAAAAUGAUAAUAGAAAUAGCUGGGAAAUGGAAUGUAACAAAAGUUUAAAUGAAAAUACGAAUAUGGCGAUGAAUCAUUCAUCAUAUGAUGGAGCAGCAAAUUACAAUAUAGCGGAAUAUGUAAAUGAAUAUCCACCAUUACCAAAUACGGAAUCCGGAAGUCCACUAUGUUAUUCAGCUGUUGUAAAGGGUAUUAAACCAUUGAACAACAAUAACAAUAAACCAUCAUCUAAUCCUAUAAAAGAUUGUUCAAAUGUAGCAACACCACAACGACACACAUCAAGUAUGACCUCAGUAUCAACCCAAAUGUCACAGUGGGAUCAAAUGGUAAUCGAACGUGGCGGCAAAUUUAAUAAGCCAGCACCGCAGUGCAUCCAUUGGAAUAACCCCAAGCAUCGCCUCGAUUUCCCAUGUCGUUUUUGGCAUCCACGUGAGCAGUGCCGCUAUUAUCCAAAUUGCUCAAAUACAGCCGAUGAAUGUGGUUUUGCGCAUCCAUUUUGUGGUGAUUUUUGUCGUUGCCCAAGAGGAAAACGAGAUCCACAAAAAAAUCAUCGUAUUCCAGAGGAAAGAUAUUUUGGUAGUGGCGAUCGAAUGAAAUACGCCACUGAGAGCGAUGUACAAUAA